UCACAUCUGCGUCGGUACCGGGAAGGAGAAGAUGGGACUGAGACAUGGAAGGGACGGGGAGACACUCCUCACUUCACAUCUACCAGCUCACCAACCUUGUUAAUAUUAACCGCCGUCUGGUCCGAAUUUAACGCGAACGAGGCGGCACGAGCACCACUGCCGGGGACCGAAGAGAAACUUCCCUGGUUCACGAAUGCGGGCUGGACGCGGCGCUUUCCGUAAUUUGUCUCUCAUUUGUCCGACUGAAAUUUUGAAAGAGACGGCCGGGUCAGCGAAAGUACAGACGAGACGAGGGAUUUCUUCCGAAUUGGAGAGAGAGAGUGCUGAGGAAACUCGUACCGGCGAACACUGAAUCAUGAAUACAGAAGAAUACUCGAGAAUAUUAUCGGUGAAUUUUGCCUCAAGUUCUGUGGAGAGAGACUGAGUUUCGGGAGACAGCUCGGAGGGAACGCUGAGCCAUCAGUGUGAGUCCUAGUACUUGGAAAUUGCUCACGGUUCGACGCAGUGGGAAGAGCUGCUGUGUGAGGUGCGUUUCUCGUAGAACAGGCAGUUUUCCUCGUGACUCACUUGUGAACACUUGUGAAAGCAGCUGCCGUCCCCCUGUGUGCUUUCCGAAGCUGCGUGGACCAGGGGAUCACUUGUUGCUGGUGGUAGGGGGAAUCAUCUGCUGGUGGUGGGUACAUGAGACAAGUACAUUGAUUGAUCAGUUCCUCAGCCUCCCCCCCUCCCACACUCCAACACAACACCAUGUUGGGCAACAUGACGUGUGAAAACGCCACGGUGAUCGAGGCAGACGGCAGCCCAGUGGUCAGCACGUUGAUGUUCGUGGCCGGUUUGGUGGGCAAUGUCCUGGCACUGGCCAUCCUGAGCCUGCAUCAGCGCAAGCGGCGCGCCAAGACCUCCGUCUUCUGCAUCCUGGUCACAGGGCUGGCUGUGACGGACCUGCUGGGCACCUGCUUCCUUAGCCCGAUGGUGUUUGUGUGCUACGCCCAGCACGCCUCGCUGUUGGGCCUGACGGGUGGUCGAGGACUUUGUGGCUUCUUCGCCUUCAUCAUGACCUUUUUCAUCCUGGCCUCCAUGCUCAUCCUAUGCGCCAUGGCCGUGGAGCGCUGCCUGGCCAUCAGCCACCCUUACUUCUACUCCAAGCGUGUGCGAAGAAGCUUUGCCAAGGCGGUCGUGCCACUCAUCUACCUCUUCACCUUUGCCUUCUGUUUGCUGCCUUUCCUUGGCUAUGGGAAGCACAAGCAGUUUUGCCCGGGCACAUGGUGCUUCAUCAAGAUGGAUGCAGAUGACGAGCUUGGGGACAAGCAGCAUGUGCUGGCCUUCUCCCUGUCCUAUGCCUCCCUGAUGGCUCUGCUGAUUGUUGUGGUCUUCCUUUGUAACGGUUCAGUGAUUCUCAGCUUGUGCCACAUGCAUCGCAGUCAAAUGUCCCGUCGAGGCUCUGUGGUGUCCACUGGGCGCAGGAAGAAAGUCACCUCCUGGUUUAAAGACGGAGAGGAGGAGGUCGACCACCUGGUGCUGCUGGCAUCCAUGACUGUCAUCUUUGUCAUCUGCUCGCUGCCUCUAACCAUCUGUGGCUUCAUCAGCGCCGUCUCGCCAAGCGGGGACGACCAGCAGAGUCUGACGGCCUUCCGUUUCUCAGCCUUCAACCCCAUUGUGGACCCCUGGGUCUUCAUCAUCUGCCGCAAAGCCGUAUUCCAGCACUUGCGCUCAAUUUUUCGUUGCCGCUUCCCUGGGGGGGCACUGAAGAACACGGCACGCUCCACUCUCAGCUACCCACCUCAGAAUGGGUCACUCCAGUGCCCCUCCACUUCGCAGCUGCAGAACUUCCCCCGCCUACCCAUGUGCAGUCUCUGAACCAGUAUGAAACCCAGUGUCCAUGGACAGAAUGUGCCCAUGAGAUCCUGAGCUCUGAAUGUAGACACCUGGGCCACUUCAUCUCUUUUUCACAUGUGGAAUAAACCGCCUUAUCUUCUCCCAAACAAUUAACACUGUGCUGGGUGUCAGUUGUAAAGUGAUCUCAAACUCUGCUAAACUGACAGACAGCCCCACGCUCAGUUUCCAGUGGAGACAGAGGAGCAUCAGACAAAUCACAAGCUCAUUCUCUCUGCUCCCUGUGCAGCAGCACAGUAACCACACAUCACAUUAGUACAUUGUUCCCACAAUGACCGUACACUUUGUGCAUGACAGAGAGAUAGAAACCAAGUAUAUGUGAAGCAGGUACAUCUCCAGAUAAUGAGCCACUUAACUUUAAAGAGUAUCUUUGCUCAUGCAAAUGACACUAGGGUACUUUGUGAUUAGGAAACUGGACACGAAGAAACUGGUGUUUCAAGUCUCAGCUGUGUAGCUAUUUGCUGUAGCCUUGCAAAGUGCCUAAUUGAAAGUGUUUCAGUAAAUAUCCAUCUGUAAAGUAUAGAGCUGUUAUUGUCAUUUUCAUUUCAACAUUUAGCUGAUGGUUUUAUUCAUGAUGACUUCUGUUCAACAUGUUCUGAUGAGAGAAAAGCAACAGGAUUUUUAGAGGAAUGAGACCAAAACAAUUUACAAGUAUCACAUUGAGCUGAGAAAAUCCUGGACAUUUCGUAAUGCAUAAUACACUUACAAUGCAUAUACAAUUCAGUGCUCUACUGAGACUACCCUGGAUAAAACCGAACACUAAUCAAAACAGUACACAAUAAACAGACAGCAGAGAAGCACAGAACGUGCCAGUCAAAGCCAUUUCUGCACUUGCUUCCCCUUGCUGAUCUUGUUCCCAUCCCCAUGCCAAUGCUUAUUGUCAGACCACAAGGAAACAGAAGGAACGGGAUCUUUGACCUUUCACCUUUGAUGCGACAUCACCCAGGAAACAGCCACUGUGGAACUGGAAACGGCUCCAAGUAUAAUGCAGUAGCACAGCAUCUUUAGUGUUUUUUUUCUUGAUUGCUUUGUAGUUUGAUGAGACAGGAAAAACUUUGAUGGCGAUUCCCACGGCCACUUGCAUUCCAGGCAGUAUCCCCCCAGGGCCAUUCCUGACACUUGUCAGUUUUUCAACUAGGAAACAUCACCACCACACCAUUUCUACUACAAUUUCUCACAAGGAUGGAGAGCAGAGCAGGAGACCUUUAAGUAGGUAAUUCUGGCCCUGGUGCACAAGAGUUUGGUACCACGAGAAUAGGGUGUAAACUGACAUGUGCGAGCUGUCUGGAACAUUUCACACAUUUGGUGACCGUGAUAAGAACCACGGAAAUGAUUCAGUUCCAGAAGUUUCUCUGGAAGGAUUGUGACAUCUGUAAUAAUGAUGACAAAUGAGACUCAAAUGCUCACCUUUUGAAAUCCUUGCACCGAUUGCAACGAAAAGAUCACUCCCAACAAACUCUCAGCAUAGUACUCAUAACUUUAGUUUACUUGUUAUGGUCAGAGGAGGGAAAAAAAAAAAA
Molecule: messenger RNA, 3413 nt
Organism: Scleropages formosus (Asian bonytongue)
Lineage: Eukaryota; Metazoa; Chordata; Actinopteri; Osteoglossiformes; Osteoglossidae
Gene: ptgir
Product: prostaglandin I2 receptor
Exons: 3
Coding region: 748-1857 (369 amino acids)
Biological process (GO): negative regulation of smooth muscle cell proliferation; positive regulation of cytosolic calcium ion concentration; adenylate cyclase-activating G protein-coupled receptor signaling pathway
Cellular component (GO): plasma membrane
Molecular function (GO): prostacyclin receptor activity
Source: RefSeq, a predicted model, not a curated record